This is a messenger RNA of Cervus elaphus (red deer), 1413 nucleotides long. RefSeq names its product PAX-interacting protein 1-like. The record is from RefSeq and is a predicted model, not a curated record. Gene Ontology annotation, cellular component: nucleus. Gene Ontology annotation, biological process: positive regulation of transcription initiation by RNA polymerase II. NCBI's taxonomy places the organism in Eukaryota, Metazoa, Chordata, Mammalia, Artiodactyla, Cervidae.
AUGUCUGAAACCUUUCUCACUGUCCCAGCGGAGGAAGUGCUCUUCGCCACAGCUGGGGUGCAUGGAGGAGCUGUGGACCCCACGUUCAUGAGCCGCUGCACCCACCUGCUCUGUAGGAGUCAGGUCAGUGGGCUGUUUGCACAGGCCAUAAAGGAGAGGAAGAGGUGCAUCAUGGCACACUGGCUGAACAUGAUCCUGAAGAAAAAGAAGCUGGUGCCACCCCAUCCGGCCCUGCGCUUUACAGUGGCCUUCCCCCUGGGGGGCAAGCUGUGCUCCCAGCACAUAAUCUCUGUGACUGGGUUUGUUGACAGCGACAGGGGCGACCUGAAGCUAAUGGUGUACCUGGCAGGUGCCAAGUACAUGGGCUACCUGUGCCACAGCAACACCGUCCUCAUCUGCAGAGAACUGACUUGUUUAAAGCAUGAGAAAGCCAAAGAACAGCAGAUCCCGUGCCUGAAUGCCCAGUGGCUGGGGGACAUCCUGCUGGGGAACUCUGAGGCCCUGUGGCAGAUGCAGUAUGGCUGCUACACUGCCUUCAGCAUGCAGGACCCCUUUACCCCAACCCCGCACCUGGUGUUGAACCUUCUGGAUGCUUGGAGAGUUCCGUUGAAAGUGUCAGCAGAGUUGCUGAUGGGUAUAAGACUACCUCCCAAACCGAAGCAGAAUGAAGUAACUAAUAUCCAGCCUUCUUCCAAAAGUGCCAGAAUCAAAGAUAUUCUGCCUCCCACCAAGAAGUUACUACCGGAACUGACCCCUUUUGUGCUUUUCAUUGGAUUUGAGUCUAUUCAAGUUCAAGAGUACUUAAUGAAGCUCCACAUCCUGGGUGGGGAGGUCGCCGAGUCUGCACAGAAGUGCACCCACCUCAUCGCCAGCAAGGUGAAGCGGAUCAUCAAGUUCCUGAUGGCCAUUUCCGUGGUGAAGCACAUCGUCACCCCAGAGUGGCUGUAGGAGUGCUUCAAGUGCCAGAAGUUCAUCGAUCAACAGAACUACCUUUUCCAAGAUGCGGAGGCUGAAGUGCUUUUCUCCUUUAGUUUGGAGGAGUCCUUGAGGAGGGCACAUGUUUCUCUGCUCUUCAAGGCGAAAUACUUUUACAUCACUGCUGGGAUCUGCCCAUGUCUGUCAACCAUGAAAGCGAUGAUGGAAUGUGCAGGAGGCAAAGUGUUGUCUAAACAGCCAUCUUUCCAGAAAUUCAUGGAAUAUAAGCAGGAUAAUAGUAUGUCAGAAAUGAUUUUAAUAUCCUGUGAAAAUAACCUUCACUUGUCUCAAAAGUAUUCUGCCAGAGGAUUAGUUUUGUCUUUGUUCCUUGCAGAUGUUCACAAUGCAGAGUUUGUUCUCACUGGAGUGCUCACUCAGUCACUGGAUUAUGAGUCAUAUCCUUUGGGAAGGCGGUGGGUGGGCCCCUCUCAUCAUUAG